AUGUCUCGAAUGAACUCUAGUGCUUUGUGGGAGUUUUUUCAAAAACUGGAUAAUGAAAAAAAAGCGAAAUGCAACAGUUGUGGAGAAGUUUAUAGCUUCAAAACUUCAACUGCGAAUUUGAAAACACAUUUGAAGCGAAAACACCUCCAUGCGUAUACAUGCAUUUGUACUGUGCAAUCAACGGCAAGGACCCCAGAACAAAGUCGUGGGCAGGAACCCCCAGGUGAUUUCCAACCUCAGCCCUCGUUGUCCAGCUCCAAUGUUGCGUCAGCUUCUACGUCUACUGCUGCAAAUACCAUACCCAUAUACCGGCCUGCGCAACAGCGCAUUGAUAGCUACGGAAUUAGAAAAAAAGUAACAAUAACCAAAAAAAGACAAAUUGAUAAUGACCUUGCCAAUUUAUUUAUAGACAGCUAUCACCCUUUCUCUUUAGUAGAAGAACGUGCCUUUAAAAAAUUUGCUCGACAUAUACCUGGGUACGAGUUACCAUCACGAAAAACUGUCUCUAACAUUAUAAUUCCCACAUUAUACGACCAAACAGUUCUACGAAAAAAAGAAGAAAUAAACGAUAUUGAAUUUCUAUCUCUAACAACAGAUUUAUGGACGUCUCGGGUCAAUGAUGCUUACAUUGCUGUUACGGGGCACUAUAUAACAAAAGAUCUUGUUCUUAAAACAUUUUUAUUAAAAUGUGCCGAGUUUAAAGAUACGCACAGCAGUGCGAAUAUUCAAGCUGCAUUGCUAGAAACUACCAACGAGUGGAAUGUAACAAAUAAAAUAAAUUUUAUUGUUAGUGACAACGCAGCUAACGUCAAAAAAGCCAUAGCUGAUAUAGGGUGGAAGCAUUAUGGAUGCUAUGGCCAUACGUUGAACUUAAUAGUGGAAGAUGCCCUAAAUUUAGUCAAAGCUUCUUUGGAUAAAGUUAAAACGAUCGUUCGACAUUUUAAGAUAAGUACAGCAGCCCUAGAAAAAUUAUUAAAAGCGCAAUUACAGGAAAAGCCUGACAUAGUACCGAAGCGCUUAAUACAGGAAGUACCAACUAGGUGGAACUCUACGUUUGCUAUGUUACAACGAUUUGUUGAACUAGAAAAUCAAAUAUGUGCCACUGUUGCAAUUCUUAGAAAAGAUUUACCAAUCUUAACUGUCGAGGAAUGGGCAUUAUUUCACGAACUGUGCAAAGUUUUAAAACCUUUCGACGAAGCUACGAAAGCUAUGAGUGGUGAAGAUUAUAUGACAGCUAGUACCAUCAUAGUCAUGACACGCUGUCUUAGAGAAUCGUGUAACCAACUGCUUCUGGAAGACUUUAAUGUUACAACAAAUAGUGUAAUUACAGCACUUCGGACAGGCUUAGAUAAAAGAUUAGAAGGUGUUGAGAGAAGUGGCACGUUCUCGAUAUGUACAAUUUUAGACCCAAGGUACAAAAUUAAUGUGUUCUCUGACACAAAUGAGGCAGCAAAAGCAAAGAAAAUGCUGGAAGAGAUACUUGCAAGUGAUAUUAGACGGCGACGACAUGGAGAGAACCAACAAUCCACUUCAACCCCAGCUUCCAUACCGGUACGAGAUAAAUUUUCACCAUGGUCCAUUUUAAACAAUAUUGUCGGGUCGCAGCAGCAGCAAGUAGGCACACCUUUGUCGUGUGCCAUCAAGGAAGUAGACUCUUACUUAAAAGAUAAUAUUCUACCUAUGUUUAACGACAGUGGGAAAUUUAACUGUCCCUUGCAAUGGUGGCAACAUAACCACCACAUUUAUCCUAACCUUGCCAUACUUGUACGCAAGUAUGGCAACAUAAUGGCAACUUCAGUUCCGUGCGAGAGGAUAUUCAGCAAAACUGGGCUUACGAUUAAUAACCGCCGCACACAAUUGAAGACACACAAAGUUGCCCAAUUGAUGUAUUUAAAUGUUAACUUAGAUCCAAAAAGAUUUUUGACGGAGUCAUGA
Molecule: messenger RNA, 1935 nt
Organism: Parnassius mnemosyne (clouded apollo)
Lineage: Eukaryota; Metazoa; Arthropoda; Insecta; Lepidoptera; Papilionidae
Source: the annotation of a GenBank genome assembly